Misgurnus anguillicaudatus (oriental weatherfish) is the source of this 20334-nucleotide messenger RNA. The record is from RefSeq and is a predicted model, not a curated record. NCBI's taxonomy places the organism in Eukaryota, Metazoa, Chordata, Actinopteri, Cypriniformes, Cobitidae.
CUUGCAAGGAAGGCUGGUUACAGAAGGGAACAGUUUUCCUUCUCUAAGUUUUUCCUUGGCCUCUGAGAAAGUUUAGGAAGAAAGAAGAAACUUUUUCUGAGGAGGGAAGUUAGCUGAACAACAACAGACAAACAAGGACUUUCAGGUUGUAUUUAUUUUUAGCUUUCUUGAUUGAAUUAUUAGCACGUGGCAGCCGGCUCUGCUGCAGGACCUAGAGGAGUGAGGUCAUUCACUGAUUCGUUCUUUAUUGGCAUUGCUGUUCCUGUUUACUCAUACGCUGUGAGACAAAGGAAGCACGAUGGUGGCUGGAAUGGUAAUGCCCCUUGAUAACCUGAGAGCUAUCUAUGAGCGUCUCUUUCGGGAUGGGGUCAUGGUGGCCAAGAAAGACAAGCGGCCGCAGAUCAAGCAUCCCGAGAUUCCUGGUGUGGACAACCUGCACGUGAUCAGAGCUAUGGGUUCACUGAAGUCCAGGGCAUAUGUGAGGGAGACCUUUGCAUGGAGGCAUUUCUACUGGUAUCUUACUAACCCAGGAAUUAUUUACUUGCGUGAUUACCUGCAUUUGCCUUCAGAGAUCGUGCCCACUCCACUACAGAGAGUACGACGGCCAGCUGCAACUCUGCCCAUCGCCCCAAAGGGGGCACGGGUACAAACCGUUCAGGGUCCAACCUCUUAUGUUCCCAAACCAGGUAGGAUGGGCACAGAAACGCAAGAGGCUGUGCUUGAUCGACAGGAAUACCGCCGCAAAAUGAUGAGUACUGACGAGGCGGAAAUGAUGGAAUCCAAUGAGAAAACACCAAGAUUUAGAGGCCGUCCAAUAGGAAGCAGUCAGAUUAAACCCAAAGAAUCAUGGGAACCCAGGGACCAGCCCAUGCUUUCUCAAAGUCACACCAAAGAGAUGGAACCAAGUGUUAGAAGAAAGGCUGCUCUGCAUACAAUCUCCAAUAUGCCACCUUUUGAAUCUCAACAUGUCAAGCCUGUCAAACAGGAAAGGAUGAUGGACAUGGAACUCAGGGAAUGUACCAAGACGGCACUAAUCCAGAAGACACAAAAGGUUGAUUUAAGGUCGGAUGUGCCAACUGUUUCAUCAACAGUGGAAGUAAUUAAAGAGAAAAACAUAGAAGAAAUGUUUACAUCCACAAGCCAAACAGCUAAGGAAGCUGCUCGUCCUGGUUCCUUAAAACAAAAGGUAGAAAAAAUACAGAAAACAGUUGUGACCAAAAAUGUUCAGGGUGUGCCAACAGUGUCAACAAAAGCUGAAGCAAUUACAAUGGAAUCUUCAAUGUCUUUUGUCCCCACUGAAGCCGUUAAAGAAAAAGCCAAAGAAGAGGUGGCUGUCAAGAUCCCUCAGCAAACCACAUUCACAGGUGAUGCUCCACAUCCUACUCCUUCAAAACCAAAGAUGGAGAAAACACAGAAAACGGUUUUGACUGAAACUAUUUCCUCAUCAUCUGGAUCAAUUGCAGCACAAUCUUCCAUGUCUCAUAUCCCCACUGAAGCAGUCAAAGACAAAUCCAAGGAGGAUGUGUAUAUCAAUGUUUCUCAGAAAACUACAUCCACAGUAACAAGUGACAGCAAAACAACUAAGGAUGCACCUCAUUCUGCAGCUUCAAAACUGAAGGUGGAGAAAACACAGAAAAUGGCUGUGAACAAAAAUAUGAAGUCAAAUGUUUCCUCGUCAGCUGAGUCAAUUACAGUAAAAUCUGAAGAAAAACCCAAAGAAGUGUCAAAUGUUUUAUCAACAGCUGCGUCAGUUACAGUGAAAUCCUCCAUGUUUUCUGAACUCACUGAAGUAGACAAAGAGAAACCCAAGGAGGAGGUGGCAUUCAAGGUCUCCCAGAAAACCACAUCCACAGAAACAUGUGAUAGCAAAACAACUGCUUCUCUUUCUGCUUCUUCAAAACCAAAGGUGGAGAAAAAACAGAAAACAGUUGUGACUGAGAUUGUGAAGGAUGUGGCUGUGUCCUCAUCAACUAAGUCAAUUACAGUUGAAUCCUCAAUGUCUUCUGUCUCCACUAAAGCAGAGAAAGAAAAACCCAAGGAAGAGAUGGCUAUCAAAGUCUCUCAAAAAACAACAACCACAGGUGAUAGCAAAAUAGAUGUGGAUGCUCCUCAACCUAUUUCAUCAAAAUCAAAGGCGAAGAAAACACAGAAAACUGUUGUGACUGAAAUUAUGAAGGAUGUCUCAAAUGUUUCUUCAGAAGCUAGGCCAGUUACAGUGAAAUCCUCCAUGUUUUCUGACCGCACUGAAGCAGACAAAGAGAAACCCAAGGAAGAAGUGGUUGAGAAUGUGGUGAAAACACAGAAAACAAUUGUGACUGAAAUGAUUAAGGAUAUGCCUGUGUCCUCAUCAUUUAAGUCAAUUACAGUUGAAUCCUCAAUGUCUUCUGUCCCCACUAAAGCAGAGAAAGAAAAACCCAAUGAAGAGAUGGCUAUCAAAGUCUCUCAAAAAACAACAAGCACAGGUGAUAGCAAAAUAGAUAUGGAUGCUCCUCAACCUAUUUCAUCAAAAUCAAAGGUGAAGAAAACACAGAAAACAGUUGUGACUGAAAUUAUUAAGGAUGUGUCUGUGUCCUCAUCAUCUACGUCAAUUACCAUUGAAUCAUCAAUGUCUUCUGUCUCAACUGAAGCAGAGAAAGAAAAAAGCAAAGAUGUGGCUAUCAAGGUCUCUCAGGAAACAUCAUCUAAAGAUGACAGCAAAAAAUCCAUGGAUGCUCCUCACCCUGCUCCCUUAAAACAAAAGGAGAAGAAAACAAGGAAAACAGUUGUGACUGAAAUUAUUAGAGAUGUCUCAAAUGUUUCUUCAGAAGCUGAGCCAGUUACCGUUAAAUCAUCUGUGUUUUCUGAACUUACUGAAGCAGACAAAGAGAAACCCAAGGAAGAAGUGGUUGAAAAGGCGGUGAAAACACAGAAAACUGUUGUGACUGAAAUGAUUAAGGAUAUGCCUGUGUCCUCAUCAUCUAAGUCAAUUACAGUUGAAUCCUCAAUGUCUUCUGUUCCCACUGAAGCAGAGAAAGAAAACCCCAAGGAAGAGAUGGCUAUCAAAGUCUCUCAAAAAACAACAACCACAGGUGAUAGCAAAAUAGAUAUGGAUGCUCCUCAACCUAUUUCAUCAAAAUCAAAGGUGAAGAAAACACAGAAAACUGUUGUGACUGAAAUUAUUAAGGAUGUGCUUGUAUCUUCAACAUCUGAGUCAACUACAAUAGAAUCCUCCAAGUCUUCGGUCUCCACCGAAGCAGAAAAAGAAAAAAACAAAGAAGAUGUGGCUAUCAAGGUCUCUCAGGAAACAACAUCUACAGGUGAUAGCAAAACAGCUACAGAUGCUCCCUUAAAACCAAAGAUGAAGAAAACACAGAAAACAGUUGUGACUGAAAUGAUAAAGGAUGUCUCAAAUGUUUCUUCAGAAGCUGAGCCAGUUACAGUUAAAUCAUCCGUGUUUUCUGAACUUACUGAGGCAGACAACAAGAAACCCAAGGAAGAAGUGCUAAAGGCUGAGAAAACAGAUGUGACUGAUAUUGUGAAGGAUGUCUCAAAUGUUUCUUCAGUACCAGAGUCAGUUACAGUAAAAUCGUCCAAAUCUUCUGUCAACACUAAAGCAGAAAAACCCAGUGAAGAAGUGGUGAAGGUGGAGAAAACACAGAAAAAAGUUGUGACUGAAAUUGUUAAGGAUGUGGCUGUUUUCUCAUCAUCUGAAACAAUAACAGUUGAAUCAUCCAUGUCUUCUGUCCCUAUUAAAGCAGAUAAAGAAAACACCAAGGAUAUCAAAGUCUCUCAGAAAACAACAUCCAAAGUAACAGGUGAUAACAUAACUAAUAUUGAUGCUCCUCAACCUAUUUCCUCAAAACCAAAGGUGGAGAAAAAACAAAAAGCUGUGGAGGAACAACCUCUCACUAAUGCAAAUGCAGCCAUUACAAUCGAUACCUCUGUUGCACCGAAUCAUGGGCCUGCUGUGUGUGUAUCUGAGCUGAAGACAAAUAACUCUGUUACCACACAAAUACCUGACAAGCCUGCAGAAUCAGAAAUGCAAUCUGUGUUUAAAAAUAGAGCUGAUUUUACAAUGGACACUGCUGAAGCGAAAUCAGAGAUUAAUUUGUCACAGAAAACAGAAAAGGUGGAGAUUGAGGCUAAAGCUAUUUCUACUACUGAGGUCAUGUCACCAGUUAAAAGUCAUAAGGCUGAUUCCAGCCCUGUAUCUCAAUCCCCAUCUACAGCUUCUGAUGCAGAGUUAAACUUCAGUUUAACUGACACAAGUAAGACUUCAGAGGUAACUCAGCAAACUGCAAUGAAAUUGGAAUCUACAACAGCGACACCCAGAGUAAGGGAUUCAAGUCAACAAAAAUCAUCGACUGGGGAACCGGUUGCUGCUGAAGAGGCUAAAUCAAAACCUUCAAAAGGAAAGAAGAAGAAACAGAAAUCGGCUGAUAAAACUCCCCCUGAGGUCGAGGCAAAAGCGACAACCGCCCAGGAUUCCGGUAAAGUCGACCCUGCAAAGGUCGAAGAUCCGGAGCAAGUUGUAACAAAUGAUUCUGCAAAGACAUCAUCGGAAGGAAUGCACACUGUGGAGUGUAUGCAGUCAAAAGCUGUACAGAGUGAGGCCCCAGUUCACAAAAGGGAGGUGGAGCUUGCUCAGCCCUCGGCUGAGAAACGGGAGGCUCCAAAAGAAAAAACGUCCUCCACCAAGAGACAGAGGGAAGCACCGGCAGCGUCAGCAGCAGCAGUCUCAGCUCAGUCCAACCCCCUCCCUGACCACAGGGAACCUCCCAGUGUUGCACAACACUCUGCUGCUCCUGAAACACAGCAGAGCAAAGAAAGGCAGAACAGGCUGUCGGAUAGCAAGGCCCCUCCACAGCCUGUCAACGUUGGCCAUCCUUUCUCUGUAGAGCUCACCUGUGACGCGCAAAAGCAGCCCGUAGACGAAGCCAUGCGGAAGAAGAUCGUUGUGGUAGAAGAAGUGGUUGAGGUGCAACAGAUUGCCAGUCCUGGUUCAGAUCAACCUGUUGCACCUCCUUUGCAAGAAAUUCCAGGAGAUGAUUUGGACUAUGAUGUCUUGGAGGAACUGGCCAUAGAGCGGGGAAUCCUAAAGAGUCCUGACAAAGAGACUUUUUGGGAUCAUUCACUGCAAGAGCCAGAGCAAAAGACCUUCCCCAACUUCAUAGAAGAUGAACGGGACAGAGUGCAGAAAAAGACUUUUACAAAAUGGGUGAACAAACAUCUGAUAAAGCACUGGAAGUCUGAGACCCAGCGCCAUGUGAAUGAUCUUUAUGAAGAUCUCAGAGAUGGACAUAACUUGAUCUCCCUGCUUGAGGUCCUCUCUGGAGAGACACUGCCGAGGGAGAGAGACGUUGUGCGGAGCGUACGCUUGCCUCGCGAGAGAGGACGUAUGCGAUUCCACAAACUUCAGAAUGUACAGAUAGCACUGGAUUUCCUCAAACACAGACAGGUCAAGCUGGUGAAUAUCAGGAAUGACGAUAUCGCAGAUGGAAACCCAAAGCUGACGCUGGGUCUUAUAUGGACCAUCAUUCUCCACUUCCAGGUGUCCCAUUCUAUUUCAGAUAUCCAGGUGAAUGGUCAAUCAGAUGAUAUGUCAGCCAAGGAGAAACUGCUGCUGUGGUCUCAGCGUAUGUCUGAUGGAUAUCAGGGCAUUCACUGCCAAAAUUUUACCACCAGCUGGAGGGACGGAAAACUUUUCAACGCUGUUAUACACAAACACGAGCCCAGGCUUAUCGACAUGACGAAGGUUUAUCGCCAGACCAACCUGGAGAACCUGGAGCAGGCCUUUUCUGUGGCCGAGCAAAAACUUGGGGUCACCCGACUUCUUGACCCAGAGGACGUGGAUGUGCCCCAUCCUGAUGAGAAGUCAAUCAUCACAUAUGUGUCCUCCCUUUAUGAUGCUAUGCCACGUGUUCCUGAUGUCCGGGAUGGUGGCAAGACCAAUGAACUGGAACUGCGCUGGCAGGAAUACUAUGAGCUGGUCACCAUUAUACUCCAGUGGAUCAGACAUCAUGUUGUCAUCUUUGAGGAGAGGAAGUUCCCCGCCAGCUAUGAAGAGAUUGAGAUUCUGUGGCGUCAAUUUCUGAAGUUCAAAGAAACCGAGUUGCCUGGCAAAGAGUCAGAUAAGAUCCGCUCCAAACUACUCUACCAGUCCUUUGAGAGUGCGGUUCACGCUGGUCAGAUUAAAGUGCCUCCAGGUUACCACCCCAUCGAUGUUGAAAAGGAAUGGGGGCGACUCCACGUCGCCAUUCUAGAAAGAGAGAGACUUCUCAGAAUUGAGUUUGAGAGGUUAGAACGUCUUCAACAGAUUGUUACUAAAGUGCAGAUGGAGUCGGGCGUGUGUGAAGAACAACUUAACCAGAUGGAGUCUCUAAUGCAGACAGAUAUCCGGCUCCUUAACGCAGGAAAACCAGCCAAGAGCACAGCAGAGAUGGAGAGGGAUCUGGACAAAGCCGACGGAAUGAUCCGCCUCCUCUUCAAUGACGUUCAGCUUCUCAAAGAUGGGCGCCACCUGCAGGCGGAGCAGGUGUAUCGCAGGGUCUACCGUUUGCACGAGCGCUUGGUGAACAUGCGUAGUGAUUACAAUCUGAGGUUCAAGACGCAACGUGUGCGACCUGAGGUGGAUGAGGUCACCCUACGCUACGCACAGGACCUGUUGGCCUGGGUCGAGGAGAACCAGCGCAGGAUCGAAACGGCUGAAUGGGGCAUUGAUCUGCCUUCUGUGGAGUCUCAGCUGGGCAGCCAUCGUGGUCUUCACCAAACUGUUGAGGACUUCAGGGCUAAGAUUGAGCGUGCGCGAACAGAUGAGAACCAGCUGUCACCUGCUAGUAAAGACACAUACAGAGAAUAUCUGGGCAAACUGGAUCUGCAGUACAACAAGCUGCUGAACUCCUCCAAGUUCCGUUUGAGAAAUCUGGAUCAGCUGUACACCUUUGUCAGUGCUGCCACAAAGGAACUGAUGUGGCUUAAUGACAAAGAGGAAGAGGAGGUCAAUUACGACUGGAGUGACCGCAACACUAACAUGACUGCAAAGAAAGAGAACUACUCCGGCCUCAUGCGAGAACUUGAGCUUAGAGAGAAGAAAAUCAGUGACAUCCAGGCCACUGGAGAGAGAUUUAUAAGGGAUGGCCAUCCAGGCAAGAAGACAAUUGAGGCGUUCACAGCAGCUCUGCAGACCCAGUGGAGCUGGAUCCUUCAGUUGUGCUGUUGUAUUGAAACUCAUCUCAGAGAAAACACUGCAUACUUCCAGUUCUUUGCUGAUGUGAAAGAGUCAGAAGAGAAGAUGAAGAAGAUGCAAGAGACCAUGAAGAAGAAGUACCUGUGUGACCGCAUCACAACUGCCACUCGUCUGGAGGACUUACUCCAGGAUGCUGUCGAGGAAAGAGAACAGCUGAACGAAUUCAAGAACAACAUUGCUAACCUCAACAAGAGAGCCAAAACCAUCGUCCAGCUUAAGCCACGAGACCCCACGACCCCAUUCAAAGGCAAACUUCCCAUCCAGUCAGUGUGUGACUUCAAACAGAUGGAGAUCACGAUACACAAGGGGGACGAGUGCGCUCUCAUCAAUAACUCACAGCCCUCCAAGUGGAAGGUUCUGAACCGUUCGGGUGAUGAGGCCAUCGUACCAUCUGUUUGCUUCUUGGUGCCACCCGUCAAUAAGGAGGCUGUGGAGAGUGUGUCCCGUUUGGAGACUGGUCACCAGCAGAUACUGAUUAUGUGGCAAAAACUACACGUUGACAUGAGAACUCUACUGUCCUGGCAAUACCUGAUCAAAGACAUUCAGCUCAUUCGCUCCUGGAACAUCACAAUGUUCAAGACGAUGAAGCCGGACGAGUAUCAGUUAAUCUUGAGGAACCUUCAGCUUCACUAUCAGGACUUCCUAAAGGAAAGCAAAGACUCAAAUAUAUUCGAUUCAAGCGAGCAAAUGCAAAUCGAAAGGGACUACAAGGACUCUGCACAACAUUUUGACCACCUGCUUCGCACCCUGGAGAAAGGAGCUGGUAUCAGAUCACGUGGUGAACAGGAUGAGUCUGUAUGUAAGACUUACAUCAACCAGAUCAGAAGCCUGCGGAUGCAGAUUGAGGAUUGUGAUUCUCGCACCGUGGCUCGUAUACGACAGCCUUUGGAUAAAGAUCCGCUCAGAGACUGCAUCCAGAAGACUGCUGAACAGACGAAAGUACAUGCAGAGCUGGAGGGUAUUAAGAAGAACCUAAAUAAUGUGGCUAAGAAAGCUGAGGAGGUCCUGAUAUCUCCAGAGCAGUCCAGUACUCCAGUGCUGCGCUCAGAGCUGGACAUUACCCUGCAGAAGAUGGACCAAACCUACAGCCUGUCCUCUGUGUACCUGGAGAAGCUUAAGACAAUUGAGCUUGUGAUCCAGAACACACAAGGGGCCGAAGAUGUUGUGAAGAAAUAUGAGAAUCGCCUGCGUGAUGUUCACACUGUCCCUACAAACAUCCAGGAAGUGGAUAACUACUGUACUGAGCUAAAGAAAAUGCGCAUGGAUGCAGAAGCUCAGCAGCCAGUGCUUGAUGGUAUGGAGGGCGAGCUGUCCAAAGCCAAAGCGGUCAGUCAUCGUAUGGUACAGGUUCACAGCGAACGAGAUACUGAGUUAGACCACUACAGGCAGCUCCAGGGCAGCCUGCAGGAACGCUGGCGGGCCAUCUUCGCUCAGAUCGACCUGCGUCAGCGUGAGCUGGAACUGUUGGGUCGUCAGCAGGGCUACUACAGGGAAAGCUAUGACUGGCUAAUCCGCUGGAUCGCAGACGCCAAACAGCGACAGGAGAAGAUCCAAGCGGUGCCUAUCUUUGACAGCAAAACACUGAAAGAACAACUGGCAAAUGAGAAGAAACUUCUAGAGGAGAUCGAGAAAAAUAAAGAGAAGGUGGACGAGUGUCAGAAAUAUGCCAAAGCUUACAUUGACACCAUUAAGGAUUACGAACUACAGUUGGUUGCCUAUAAAGCUCAAGUUGAACCCAUACUGUCUCCUGUGAAGAAAACUAAGAUGGAAUCAGCCUCAGAUAACAUCAUUCAAGAGUAUGUAACUCUAAGGACUCGCUAUAGUGAACUAAUGACGUUGACCAGUCAAUACAUCAAGUUCAUCACAGACUCGCAGCGUCGCCUAGAAGAUGAUGAGAAAGCUGCUGAGAAACUUAAAGAGGAAGAGAGAAAAAAAAUGGCUGAGAUGCAGGCAGAGUUAGAGAAACAGAAACAGCUAGCUGAGGCUCAUGCCAAGGCCAUUGCCAAAGCGGAGCAAGAGGCAAAUGAGCUCAAGCUUAUGAUGCAACAAGAGGUUAGCAGACGAGAAAUCGUUGCAGUGGAUGCCGAAAGGCAAAAGCACAACAUUCAACAGGAACUUCAUGAGCUCAAAAACCUCUCUGAACAGCAGAUCAAAUCAAAAAGUCAGCAAGUGGAAGACGCUCUGUCAAGCCGGACCAAAAUAGAGGAAGAAAUCCGCAUUAUAAGACUUCAGUUGGAAACCACAGUAAAACAGAAGUCCACAGCAGAAGAUGAGCUGAAACAGCUUAGAGAGAAGGCUGCAGAGGCAGAGAGACUUCGUAAAGCAGCUCAGGAGGAGGCUGAAAAACUUCGCAAGCAAGUUACUGAAGAGACCCAAAAGAAGCGCCUGGCGGAGGAAGAAUUAAAACAGAAGCUUGACGCGGAGAAGGAGGCUGCUAGGCAGAAGCAGAAAGCCCUGGAUGACCUUGAGAAGCUUAAGAUGCAAGCAGAGGAGGCGAUGAGAAACAUGAAGCAGGCAGAGAUUGAAAAAGACAGGCAAAUGAAAAUUGCUCAAGAAGCAGCUCAGAAAACUGCUGCCGCUGAGCUGGAUAGCAAACGCAUGUCCUUUGUUGAGAAGACAUCAAAACUUGAGGAGUCACUCCGAGAGAAGCACGGGACUGUUGUUCAACUGCAAGAGGAGGCAGAACGUCUCAGAAAACAACAGGAAGAGGCAGACAAGGCAAGGGAGGAAGCUGAGAAAGAACUUGAAAAAUGGAGGCAAAAGGCCAAUGAAGCCCUUCGCCUUAGGCUCCAAGCAGAAGAAGAGGCCCACAAAAAGUCUCUGGCACAAGAAGAUGCUGAAAAACAGAAAGAAGACGCUGAGCGUGAAGCCAAGAAGCGGGCCAAAGCUGAGGAGUCUGCCUUGAAACAGAAAGAGAUGGCUGAACAAGAGCUAGAGCGGCAGAGGAAGCUGGCAGAGAGCACAGCACAACAAAAGCUUUCAGCAGAACACGAACUGAUCCGCUUGAGGGCUGAUUUUGAACAUGCAGAGAAGCAGAGAACCCUGCUUGAUGAUGAAUUAUACCGUCUCAAGAAUGAGGUUGUUGCUGCAGAGCAACAACGAAAGCAGCUUGUGGAUGAGCUUUCCAAAACUAAAAGUGAAAUGGAGAUUCUUUUGGAGUUGAAAGCGAAGGCUGAAAAGGAGAGCAUGUCAACUACGGAAAAGAGUAAACAACUCUUGGAAGCAGAAGCUGCCAAACUGAGAGAUCUUGCAGAUGAAGCAUCCAAGCUCCGUGCCAUUGCUGAAGAGGCAAAGAGGCAGAGGCAGGUGGCUGAGGAAGAAGCCAACAGACAGAGAGCAGAAGCAGAGAGAAUUCUCAAAGAGAAACUUGCAACUAUUAAUGAGGCCACUCGCUUAAAAACUGAAGCAGAGAUAGCACUUAAGGAAAAAGAGGCAGAAAACGAACGCCUUCGAAGGAAUGCAGAAGAAGAGGCUUACCAGAGAAAGGCUCUUGAAGAUCAGGCAGGCCAGCACAAGCAAGACAUUGAGCAGAAGAUAGACCAGCUCAAAAAGUCUUCUGAAGCUGAAUUAGACAGACAGAAAACCAUUGUGGAUGAAACUCUAAAACAAAAAAGAAUAGUUGAAGAGGAGAUUCGUAUCUUGAAACUUAACUUUGAGAAGGCUUCAUCUGGAAAGCUUGAUUUGGAGCUGGAGCUGAAUAAGCUAAAGAAUAUCGCAGAAGAAACACAAGUAAGCAAACUUCGAGCUGAGGAAGAAGCUGAAAAGCUCCGCAAGCUUGCCCUUGUGGAAGAGAACAGGAGAAGGGAGGCAGAAGAAAAACUUAAGAAAAUUACUGCUGCAGAACAAGAAGCAGCUCGACAACGUCAGGCUGCUCAAGAAGAAGUGGAGCGUCUUAAAAAGAAAGCAGAAGAGGCCCGAAAGCAGAAAGAAGACGCUGAUAAAGAGGCUGAGAGGCAAAUAUUUGCUGCUAAAGAGGCUGCUGAGAAAGCAAUUUCAGCUGAGCAGCAAGUCCAAAGUGUACUUUAUCAACAGAAAGAAGAUAGUCUUGUGCAGAAAAAGCUCAAGGAGGAGUUUGAGAAAGCCAAAAAGCUUGCCCAAGAAGCCGAAAAGGCCAAAGAAAAGGCAGAGAGAGAGGCUGCUUUACUCCGUCAAAAAGCAGAAGAUGCAGAGCUUCAGCGGCAGGCUGCAGAGGUUGAGGCAGCGCAUCAAGCCAAUGCUCAGGAGGAAACUGAGAGGCUCAGAAAAGAGGCAGAGCUAGAGGCAGAAAAGAGAGCCCAGGCUGAGGCAGCAGCACUAAGGCAAAAACAACUGGCAGAUGAAGAGAUGGCUAGGCACAAGAAACUUGCGGAGCAGACACUCAAGCAGAAAUCUCAGGUAGAACAAGAACUGGCUAAAGUGAAACUCAGGUUGGAUGAGACAGAUAAACAGAAGACUCUCCUAGAUGAUGAGCUUCAUCGCCUUAAGGACGAGGUCAGUGAUGCUGUUAAACAGAAGGCACAGGUAGAGGACGAACUGUUCAAAGUCAAAAUUCAAAUGGAGGAGCUCAUUAAACUCAAGCUCAGAAUUGAAGAAGAGAACCAACGUCUCAUUCAGAAAGACAAAGAUAAUACUCAAAAAUUCUUGGCCGAGGAGGCUGAAAACAUGAAAAAGCUUGCUGAAGAAGCUGCCAGACUCAGCGUUGAGUCUCAGGAAGCUGCUCGAAUGAGACAUAUUGCAGAAACUGAUCUUGCUGAACAAAGAGCACUUGCUGAAAAGAUGCUAAAAGAAAAGAUGCAAGCUAUUCAGGAGGCUUCUAAGCUUAGAGCAGAGGCAGAAAUGCUACAGAGACAAAAGGAUCUUGCUCAAGAGCAAGCUCAAAAGCUGCUUGAAGACAAACAACUGAUGCAGCAAAAACUUGAAGAGGAAACCGAGGGCUUCCAAAAAUCCUUAGAGGCUGAGCGCAAGAGACAGUUGGAGAUUUUGGCUGAGGCAGAGAAACUUAAACUUCAGGUGUCCCAACUCAGUGAUGCCCAGUCCAGAGCUGAGGAUGAAGCCAGGAAAUUCAAGAAGCAGGCAAAUGAGAUUAGUGCCCGGCUUCAUGAGACAGAGCUUGCCACCAGAGAGAAAAUGACAGUUGUCGGACAAUUGGAAGUAGCGAGGUUGAGCAGUGACAGAGAAGCAGAUGAUUUACGCAAAGCCAUUGCUGAUCUUGAGAAUGAAAGAGAAAAAUUGAAAAAAGAGGCUGAGGAGUUACAGAAAAGGUCAAAAGAGAUGGCAAAUGCUCAGCAAGAGCAAAUUAAACAGGAGAAAACAAUUCUACAGCAGACAUUCAUGUCAGAGAAGGAGAUGCUGUUGAAAAAGGAAAAACAAAUUGAGGAUGAGAAGAAGAAGUUAGAGAACCAAUUUGAAGAGGAGGUCAAAAAAUCUAAAGCCUUAAAAGACGAGCAGGAACGUCAAAGAAAACAGAUGGAGGAUGAAAAAAUGAAACUUAAGGCCACUAUGGAUGCUGCUUUGAAGAAACAAAAAGAGGCUGAACAAGAGAUGCUUAGAAAGCAAAAAGAAAUGCAGGAACUUGAGAGGAUAAAGCUUCAACAAGAGAGGAUGCUUGCUGAGGAAAACCAGCAACUGCGUGAGAAACUUCUGCAGCUCGAGGUUGUUCAGAAGGUCACUCAGGAGACAGAAAGAACAGUACCUAAUGGUCAAAGUAUUUGUGAGGAAGUUGACAGUUUCCCUGCGUUAUCUUUUGAUGGCAUUCGUGAAAAGGUGCCUGCAAGCCGACUUUUCGAAAUAGGACUUAUUAGCAAAACAGAUUAUGAUAAGCUCCAGAAAGGUGAAACCACAGUCCAAGAACUCAGCAAGACAGACAAACUUAAAACAAUUCUAAAAGGGAAGGACUGCAUUAGUGGCCUACUUGUUCAUCCAAAUCAAAAGAUGUCUAUAUAUCAAGCCAUCAAGGAAAAGAAGAUUGCUCCUGGCACAGGCCUAGUGCUACUGGAGGCACAGGCAGCCUCUGGAUACAUAAUUGACCCACUUAGAAACAAGAAACUGUCUGUUAAUGAAGCAGUUAAAGAGGGUCUCAUUGGGCCUGAACUUCAUAACAAAAUGUUGUCAGCUGAGAGAGCUGUAACUGGUUACAAGGAUCCAUACACAGAAGCAAAAAUCUCCCUUUUUGAAGCCAUGAAGAAAGGUCUCAUCGGGGAAGAACAUGCUAUUAGAUUGCUUGAGGCUCAGAUAGCAUCAGGUGGCAUUAUCGAUCCAGUCAACAGUCAUCGUGUGCCAAUUGAAAUAGCCUAUAAGCAGGGCCAGUUAGAUGCAGCUACCAAUAACAUCCUACAGAACCCUUCAGAUGAUUUAAAGGGAUUCUAUGAUCCAAAUACCCAAGAAAAUACUACAUACCAAAAGCUAAUGGAAAGAUGUGUCACAGAUCCAGAAACAGGACUUCUUCUUCUGCCAAUCUCAGAGGAGGCGGCUCUAAAUGCCAGAACAUUCACUGAUGAGGAAACAAAAGAUGUAUUUGACAAGACAACUGUGUCCAUACCGUUUGGCAGGUUUAAAGGAAAGACUGUGACCAUCUGGGAGAUAAUUAAUUCUGAGUACUUUACAGAGGACCAGAAAAAAGAUCUUAUCCGUCAGUACAAAACUGGAAAGAUUACAGUUGAAAAAAUAAUCAAAAUUGUGCUAACUGUGGCAGAAGAAAAAGAGAAAAAGAAUGAACUUACCUUUGAUGGCCUGAGAGCACCUGUUCCUGCCACAAAACUACUUGAAUCCAAGAUUAUUGACAAAGACAUAUAUAACAAAUUGCAAAGAGGACAACUGUCUGUUAAGGAAGUGUCUGAGAUGGAGAAUGUGCACAAAGCCUUGAAGGGCACCAACUGCAUUGCGGGAGUGAUUAUUGAUUCCACCAAACAAGUAAUGUCUUUUUAUGAUGCCAUGAAAAUGGACAUGAUGAGACCUGAGCCCGCUCUUAAUCUUUUAGAAGCACAAGCUGCCACAGGAUAUAUUGUAAAUCCUAUUAAAAACCAAAACCUUACAGUAGAUGAAGCUGUUAAAGCAGGUGUUGUUGGUCCAGAGCUUCAUGAGAAACUGUUAUCUGCGGAAAGAGCUGUAACAGGCUACAAAGAUCCGUAUACUGGAAAAACAAUUUCUCUGUUUGAAGCAAUGAAGAAAUAUCUGAUCAUGAAAGACCGGGGAAUCCGACUUCUUGAUGCCCAGCUGGCAACAGGAGGCAUUAUUGAUCCAGUUCAAAGUCACCGUAUUCCACAAGACAUUGCCUGCAUAAGGGGGUGUUUUGAUGAUGAAACCCACAAGUCUUUGACAAGUCUAACUGAUGAUGUUAAAGGUUACUUUGAUCCAAACACACAGGAAUAUGUGACUUAUCUGCAGCUUUAUAAAAGAUGUGUUACUGAUAAAAAGACUGGCCUUCAACUUUUGCCUUUGUCUGAGCAAGCCAUCAAUGCCAAGGAGGAGCUGAAGUACACUGAGGCUCAGACCAAAGAUGCAAUGACUCAGUCAACUGUUGAAGUUCAGAGUGGACCUUUCAAAGGGAGAAGGGUCACCAUAUGGGAGCUCAUCAACUCUAACUAUCUUACUGAGGAGCAGAGGCUUGACCUAAUGAGGCAAUACAGAUCUGGGAAAAUAACAAUUGAGAAGAUUACAAGGAUUUUUAUUGAAAUUAUCAAUGUGAAGGAGAACAAGAACCAAGAAAACGAGUGCUUUAAAGGGCUCAGGGCUCCAGUUCCAUCAAAGUCAUUGUUUGACUCCAAAAUUAUUGACAAAUCCACAUAUGAUUUGCUGGAACAAGGUAAAACAACUCCAAAUGAGGUCAGUAAAAACAAUUCGGUCAACAAAUACCUCCAAGGCUCUGAAAGCAUUGCUGGAGUUUACCUUGAACCUACAAAGGAAAAAGUUAGCAUCUACCAAGCAAUGAGAAAGAAAUUCCUCAGACAGAACACUGGUAUUUCCUUGCUUGAAGCUCAAGCUGCCACAGGUUUCAUGGUGGAUCCCUCAAGAAAUGAGUUUCUCACAGUUGAUGAUGCUGUUAAAGCAGGCCUUGUUGGUCCUGAGCUUCAUGAGAAACUUCUCUCUGCUGAGAAAGCUGUCACUGGAUAUAAAGACCCAUUCACAGGUAAUAAGAUCUCCCUACACCAAGCCAUGGAGAAAGACCUUAUCCUGAAAGAGCAUGCCAUGCCACUCUUGGAGGCACAGCUGUCAACGGGUGGAAUUAUCGAUCCAGUAAACAGUCAUCGUGUUCCAGUUGAUGUUGCAAUCCAAAAGGGAUACUUCAGCAAACAGCUUGCCAGCAGCAUUACAGAAAGCAGGUAUUUCUCUGAUCCUGCAACUGAUGAGAACAUAUCAUAUAAAGUGCUGAAAGACAAGUGUAUGACAGACCCUGACACAGGAUUAAAUCUGAUAAAACUCUCCAAACCACAAGCCCCAACAGUUGUGGAGAAAACGUACCUUUACAGUGAAGAACAAACACAGAGUGAUCUUUCCACUACUCAAAUUGAUAUACCCGUUGAAGGCCAGGGGUCUAUGUCGCUUUGGGAUGUCAUGAAUUCAAAUCUGCUGCCUGAGGAGCAGAGGAAUCAGCUUCUAGAGGAUUAUCGUUCUGGCAAUAUAACAAAAGAACGGAUGAUAAUCAUUAUAAUUGAAAUUCUAGAGCAGACGGAAAUUGUAAAAGGUGGAGGCAUCCAGACCUACAGCACAAGAAGACGUCAAAUCACCAUUGAAGAUCUCUAUAAUGCCCGGAUCAUUGACCUUGAGACCUACAACUUGUUGAAGAUAGAGAGAAAGACUAUGCGUGAUGUUAUGGAGAUACAAAGCGUUAAAAAAUAUUUGUAUGGAACUGGCAGUGUUGCUGGGGUGGUGAUAGACCUAAAUACCAAGAUCAGCAUUUAUGAAGCAAUGAAGAGAGGAUUAAUUAAGCCAGACAUUGCACUCAGUCUCUUAGAGGCACAAGCAUCCACUGGAUUCAUCAUUGAUCCCAUCAGGAAUGAUAUGCUUACAGUUGAUGAAGCAGUGCGCAAGGGUUUGGUUGGCCCAGAAAUUCAUGACAAGCUUCUAUCUGCAGAGAGAGCAGUCACUGGCUAUAAGGAUCCGUAUAGUGGAAAGGUUAUCUCCCUUUUCCAGGCAAUGAAAAAGGGACUUGUCCCAGAGGACUAUGCCCUAAGGCUACUCGAAGCUCAAGCAGCCACAGGAGGUAUUAUUGACCCAGAAUUGAACUUCCAUCUGCCAACAGAUAUUGCCACACAACGUGGAUACAUCAACAAAGAGACCACUGAAAAGUUAUCGGAGGAGUUUAAAGGAUAUGUUGACCCACUAACUGAAGAGAAGAUCUCAUAUGCUCAGCUGAUUAAAAGAUGCAAGGUUGACAAGAUUGGGCUGUAUCUAUUGUCACUAUCAGAGAGAAGGUUGUUGUUCAAAGGAAUCAGAAAAGACAUUACAAUAGAGGAGUUGCUCCUCUCAAGAGUCAUUACUGAAGAAACAGUCACUCAACUUAAUGAGGGAUUAUUAACAGUGGAGGAGUUGAGCAGUAAAUUGCGGAAUUAUCUUGAGGGUUCAAGCUCUAUUGCUGGUGUGUUUGUUGAGUCUACUAAAGACCGUCUAUCCGUCUACCAAGCCAUGAAAAAGAAUAUGAUCAGGCCAGGUACGGCUUUUGAACUGUUAGAAGCUCAAGCUGCAACCGGUUAUAUCAUUGACCCUAUUAAGAACCUUAAGUUAACUGUAAACGAAUCCAUUAAGAUGGGAAUUGUGGGCCCAGAGUUCAAAGACAAGCUCCUGUCAGCUGAGAGGGCUGUGACUGGCUAUAGGGAUCCUUAUACAGGCAAAACAAUCUCACUGUUCCAAGCUAUGAAAAAGGGCCUUAUUUUGAGAGACCAUGGCAUUCGUCUUCUUGAGGCUCAGAUUGCCACUGGAGGAAUCAUUGACCCUGAGCAGAGUCACCGCUUGCCAGUUGAAGUGGCCUAUAACCGAGGUUUCUUCGAUGAGGAGAUGAAUGACAUCCUCAGUGACCCUUCAGAUGACACAAAGGGCUUCUUUGACCCAAACACAGAGGAAAAUCUCACUUACCUGCAACUGAUGGAGAGGUGUAUUGUUGAACCAGAUACAGGUCUUGUGCUUCUGCUACUAAAGGAAAAGAAACGUGAGGGAAAGACUUCUUCCAAAUCCUCAGUUCGCAAACGUAGAGUUGUCAUUGUAGAUCCUGAUUCAGGCAAAGAGAUGUCAGUGUAUGAAGCCUAUCGCAAAGGGCUAAUUGACCAUCAGACAUAUCUGGAACUUUCAGAACAAGAGUGUGAAUGGGAAGAAAUCACAAUGACGUCAUCAGAUGGGGUAGAGAAAUCCAUAUUGAUUGACAGAAGAUCAGGUCGACAGUAUGACAUUGAGGAUGCUAUUGCAAGGGGUCUUAUUGAUCAUACUGCAAUUGACCAAUAUCGCUCUGGCACUCUAUCAAUCACAGAAUUUGCUGAUAUGUUAUCUGGAAACAUUGGCGGUUUGCGCUCCCGAUCCUCCUCAUUUGGGUCCACCUCCUCUUAUCCAAUGAGCCCUGUACCUUCAAUCAAAACUCCAACAGCUAUAUGGAAUGAUCCAACUGAGGAGACUGGUCCUGUCGCUGGAAUCCUUGAUACAGACAGCUUAGAAAAAGUUUCAAUCACCGAAGCCAUGCAUAGGAAUUUAGUGGAUUCCAUAACUGGCCAGAGACUGUUAGAGGCACAGGCCUGCACUGGUGGCUUAAUUGACCCAUCUACUGGAGAGAAAUUUACAGUUACCGAAGCAACUGAGAAAGGGCUUGUGGAUAAGAUAAUGGUUGAUAGACUCAACCUAGCCCAGAAAGCCUUUAAUGGAUUUGAGGAUCCUCGAACCAAGGUCAAAAUGUCUGCAGCGCAGGCCCUGAAGAAAGGUUGGCUUUAUUAUGAGGCAGGGCAGCGUUUUCUCGAGGUGCAGUAUCUUACCGGUGGCCUUAUUGAGCCAGAUGGCACAGGACGAAUGUCUCUAGAGGAGGCAAUCAGGAAAGGUUCUAUUGAUGUCCGUACAGCCCAAAAACUAAGAGAUGUGAGUUCUUACAGCAAAUACAUUACGUGUCCUAAAACCAAACUAAAGAUUUCCUACAAAGAUGCAAUGGACAGAAGCAUGGUUGAGGAGGGAUCUGGCCUUAGGCUUCUAGAAGCAUCAUCAACAUCCAGUAAAGGUCUCUACAGUCCCUACAAUGUCAGUGGUGCUGCAUCUGCAUCUGGCUCUCGAUCUGGGUCCAGAACAGGCUCAAGAAGAGGAAGCUUUGAUGCCACCGGAUCUGGAUUAACCAUGAACUUUUCAUCAUCCUCAUACACUUCCACUAGUUACAACCGCAGAUUUUAAGCUGGACCCUACAAUGGACCCGUCACACGUGGUCCUGCAACAUUUAAAUAAGGGGCUCUAAUAUCAGCCUUGAUUCUACACACUACAGUUACAAAAUGCAAACACAUUAAUUUGACAUAAAGAGAAUGCCUUUACUUUGCCUUGCAUGUUUGAUAAUGCAUUCCAAAAACUACCAGUAUCUUUAUCUGGGGACUGUUAGGUUCCUAUUUUUAUGUAGUUGGGAUGCUUAACUUUAAAUUACUUGCUUAGCUUUAACCAUAGUUUCUAAUUGAGAUUUAUUUCAGUACAUAUAGAUCAUUUUUGAAAGUGAUUUUGUAUUUUUUUUAUACUUAAGUACAACAUUAGAUUUCAGGAGCACUGCUGAGUACAUUCUAAAUUUUGCCGAUCUUUUUUUAUCCAACACUGAUGGGAUUGUAUUAAUAUUUCUUAAAGCAUACAUUUCUUCAUAUUAUAAUUAUUAUUUUAGAAGGGUUGGGGUUCUUUCAGGUUAAUGUACCAGAAAAUACACCCAUCUUGAAAAGACAUGUUUAUUAUUACUUGUUUUACAUAUUUGUAAAGACUUGACAAACUGUAGACUGUCAGCCAACUUUUAUACUGUAUUAAAGUUGCUGCUGGUUUCAUAGAAUCUGAAAAUAUCACUACAUUUAAAAUGAAACACUAAAGGAGAAGAGAACAGAUCUUUAUCAUACGGAUUGUCUGUAAGAAAAGUCCAUGCCAUUUACUGAAUCCAAUACAUCUCCCAAGUCAUCUGCAAAACAAGCAUCAAUUGCUCCUGACCUGGCAAGGCCCAGAUUCACUGUCAGUCCUCCAGUGGUGUGUUAUCCAGUGAAGAUUUAAGAAGUCUCAGGUGUCUGAUCCAUUCCUCAUAUAUAACAUCUGGACAGAUCUGGAUGAAUUUUAGUACUUAGGUCAUCAAUUAAUAGAUGUCAACUUGAUGAUGCUGCAGAUUUGGUCUUGGAUCACGAGAUUAAUGAUGCCCAUCAGCAGCUCACAUCCUUAGACAUUCAGAUCCUCACUGAGACUUACUUCCUUCCAUUGCAUCCGCCAUUUGCAUGAAGACACUAGAAGCUAGGGCUACUGUACCUUGAAGUUUGCACUGGAUAACAUACCAGGAACGGCCACUUUGGUGAACUGCUCCUACAGUAUUUUGACAUUCACAUCAAUUGGGAGAUUGACUUGGGACUUUACAUGUCCAUAGUUUUGCAGCCCCGAAAUCAUGGUGUUUAUUUUUGAAUAAGAUUUCAAAUAAGAUAUUAUGCAAUAGAUGUGCAUACCCUUUGUAUUAUGUUGCUCAGAAAGAUACAUAUUUUUUCUUAACACUGAUAAAUAAAAUUGCAUCAUUAACUAAACUUAUUUAGGUUUAUUUGGUGUACGGCAAAAUCAUUUUUCGUUUAUAAAUUUCCAGUGCCAAAAAGUUUUUUUGUUUUGUUUGUUUUUGUCAUUUGUUGGCCUGUCUGUGUUUCUUUGCUUGUUUUUUAUUUAGUGUACUCUUCUGUUUUUUGAAAGUACUUGACUUUUUCUUUCCUUUUUUGAUGUAUAUGUAAAAUAUUUGUUUGCAUGUUUUACCAACUUGCUAUAAAGUGUUUUAAAAGUUGAAGAGUAGAUUUUGGAAAUAUUACUGUUAUAUAAGGAAGAUUAUAUGAGUAAAGAUGUAUGAAAUACUAACUGGUGGAUGAACGGUUUUAAAUCUUUUCAACAGAGUCCUAAUAUUGGUAAUAGAAAAUGAGUUUUUAAGAAUAACACUAUAUUCAAGUGUAAAUAAAUUUAUUUUGGAAACA